CGCUAUACAUUUCUUGUCGAUCGUGAUCUACAUCGUGUGUUCGCGGGACUUUUCGAAGAAUUACACCUUUUCCGUGAUUUUUACAGUUCGUCAAGGUAUGUUCGAGCUUUAAACUUGAUUUGGGAGUCUUGUUUGAGUGUCACAAUUUGAGAAUCCGAGAAAGAUACAGGCAGAUUGUCAUUGGAAAUGAUGGAGGAUGAGCACAGAGAUCAACAGAAUGGCAGAACUAUUUGCCAGACGUUGGACCUCUCCUCCACCAAUCUUGCUGCGUUUUCCGUCAGCAAAGCCAACUUGGAAACCUGCUCCAAUCUCAUCUUGGACUACAACGACCUCUCCGUUUUACCUGAGGAUGUCGGAGGAGUGCUCCAGGGCCUCCGUGUGCUGUCCUUGACCGGCAACCAACUGGAGAAACUUCCUACUUCUCUGGGGAAACUUGAAAACCUGAAGGAGCUAUCGGUGUCGGAGAACAGCCUGACGUCUCUGCCCAAAUCCCUGGCGACUCUGAGUAGCUUAACUGUGCUGAAACUGGUCGGGAAUAAACUGAAGGAGCUCCCAGAAGAGUUUGGAGCUCUCAAAUCCCUGAGGAGAUUAGAACUGGAUGAGAAUCGGUUGACGGCGCUUCCUGAAUCCUUUGGACUCCUUGAGAGCUUGGAGGUUUUGGAAGCUGGGGAUAACUCACUGGAAGCACUCCCUUCAAACUUUGGAUUGCUAAAAUGUUUAGAGAUACUAAACUUGAGCAGUAACCGUCUAGCAACCUUGUCCGCAACGUUAGGAUCACUGCCUUCCUUGCGAUGGGUAGAUCUAUCUGGUAAUAAAUUGACCGAGCUGGUGGACAAUUUGGAUUCAUGCCGUUGCCUGGAAAAGCUCUUUCUCACUGGCAAUAGGUUGAGCACCCUUCCAGAUUGGAUCGGGAAGCUUCCAAAGCUGCAGGAAAUCAGCCUCAGGGAUAAUCAACUGAAACACAAGCCGCUGCCUGAAUCGUUUGGUGAAAGCAGCCAGGAGGGUCUUACGUACUUGGACAUGUCUGGGAACUUCAUUACAGAGCUUCCGUCCACGCUUGGGUUGCUAACCCGACUAGAUUUCCUCCAUCUCGGAAGUGUAAUUGGGGUUCUGGAGCGACAGAACUUCCAAAACGGGAACUGGAUCGAGAGGCUUCCGGACAACUUUGGCAACCUGACCCUUUUGCGGGAACUCAGGGCCGAGGAGAACCAACUGAGCUCUCUGCCGGAGAACUUUGGCGAGCUGGUCUCCUUGGAGUUAUUGGACCUGGGUCAGAACAUGCUGCGAAGUCUCCCAGACUCCUUUGUCAAGUUGAAGAAGCUUCGGGUGUGCCUGCUGUCCAAAAACAAUAUCGAGGUGCUACCAGAAGAAUUCGGAAACUUGGACGGGCUUUUAGAUUUACGAUUGGAUAGCAACAGAUUGACAGCGUUGCCAGACUCUUUCAACCGACUCACCAACCUGGAAACCCUGGACCUGUUUGACAAUCACCUGACCGAGCUGCCCAAGGUGCUGAACUACCUGGACAAAUUACAGCGGUUGGAUCUCGACGAGAAUGAUUUUGACAUGCCAGCCAUAUCCGUGCCAAACUUCACCAAGCCCAACCGGUACCCAUCCGCAGGAAAAUCACUCACCAGUAAAAACUGGCGGACGAAGAUACGACCAGACGAGCUCCUUUGUUCACAGAAGACCACAGAGGUUGAAGAAUCAGAAGUAAGGAAGGAUACCGAUGAACAAACUCCGAAAAUUAAAUGGACAAGUGUCCUCGCCCAGGCACUGCGCAAAGGGACAUCCAUGUGGCAGUCGCACGAGGGCGCCAGCACCAGAAAAUCCAGCGGCAGUGAGUCACCCGAGGAGUCCAACUCGCGGCAGUCUCACGGAAGUAGGGCGACCUACUCCUACAGUGAUGACGAUGACUUGGCCGAUCUGGAUGAUGAUCAACAAAGUGAUGGCGCCCUCUCUCAGCCAACAGGGGAGAUGAUGGUUACCUCUGAAGAAAACUGGGAUGAGGAACUUGAGGAUGUCUCCUGUUAUGAACACGACAGGAUUUAUCAACAUCCCCUGAACGGUCUACACAAGCCAGGAAGCCUUGAUCCUUCCUUCGCAUUCACUCCUUCUGACGGCCACGCUAUGAAUCUGCCGAGUCCGUGCAUCAACGCCGAUGCGGAGGAGGGGCAGUUUGAUGACGCUGAUGAAUAA
This is a messenger RNA of Patiria miniata (bat star), 2196 nucleotides long. RefSeq names its product leucine-rich repeat protein SHOC-2-like. The transcript has 7 exons. The record is from RefSeq and is a predicted model, not a curated record. The coding region runs from base 187 to 2196 and encodes 669 amino acids. Gene Ontology annotation, molecular function: protein binding. NCBI's taxonomy places the organism in Eukaryota, Metazoa, Echinodermata, Asteroidea, Valvatida, Asterinidae.